AUGUUUGUCAGCUACCUGAUACUAACGUUGCUCUGCUUUCAAACAGCAGUGUUAGCAAGACCUGGGGGUGAGAGCAUUGGCUGUGACGACUAUCUGGGUUCUGACAAGGUGAUUGACAAGUGUGGAAUAUGUGGAGGGGACAACACUGCUUGCAAGGUUGUGUCUGGAGUGUUCAAACACACGCUAACAAAUCUGGGCUACCACAAGAUAGUGGAAAUUCCUGAAGGAGCUACUAAAAUCAACAUUACUGAGAUGUCAAAGAGCAACAACUAUUUGGCCUUGCGGAGUCGGUCGGGACGGUCCAUCAUCAAUGGAAACUGGGCGAUUGAUCGCCCGGGGAGAUACGAAGGUGGUGGGACAAUGUUCACUUAUAAACGCCCCAAUGAGAUCUCCAGCACUGCAGGGGAGUCAUUUUUAGCUGAUGGUCCAACAAAUGAAGUCCUUGAUGUCUAUAUGAUACAUCAGCAGCCUAACCCGGGUAUACAUUAUGAGUAUAUCAUUCCAGGAGACAAUGUCAUUAGUCCUCAGCUGCUUGCUCACAGGAGACCAGGGGAGCCACUGAAUGGUCAGUUAGGAAUGCCAGAAAGCACAAGUCAUGAGGAUGAGGAUUUGCAUAGAGAGACAGACAUUCUCACUGGACAGUCAGCUGGAACUUUUCCAGUUAUUCAGCCAGGAAGAUUUCCUUCUCAUCAGCCAGAGAACCAGGUUCCUGCUAUGCAACCACCAAGACAAAACCGAGAACACAACUGGAAACAGGUUGGAAAAACUGAGUGCACUACUACAUGUGGGAAAGGAUCACAGUACCCAAUCUUCCACUGUGUCAACAGAGUCACUCAUGAGGAGGUACCUGAGAGUUACUGUGACAGCAGUACCAAACCCAUUCCAGAGGAGGAGGCCUGCAACCUCUUCCCAUGCCCAGCUUUCUGGGAUAUAGGGGAGUGGUCUGAGUGCAGCAAGACCUGUGGCCUUGGUAUGCAGCACCGACAGAUCCUGUGCAGGCAGAUGUAUGCCAAUCGCACCCUGACAGUGCAGCAGUAUCGCUGCCACCACCUGGACAAGCCAGACACCACCAGCACUUGCCAGCUGAAAAUCUGCAGUGAAUGGCAGAUCAGGACAGAGUGGACCUCAUGUUCAGUGCCUUGUGGAGUGGGGCAGAGGACUCGAGAUGUGAAAUGUGUCAGCAACCUUGGAGACAUUGUUGAUGAUGAGGAAUGUAACAUGAAGCUGCGGCCAAAUGAUAUUGAGAACUGUGACAUGGGGCCCUGUGCUAAGAGCUGGUUCCUUACAGAAUGGAGUGACAGGUGUUCUGCAGAAUGUGGUGAUGGAAUCCGCACGCGCUCGGUGGUUUGCAUGACAAACCAUAUCAGCAGUUUGCCUCUGGAAGGCUGUGGCAACAACAGACCCUCUGAAACAACUCCCUGUAAUAAUGGGCCCUGUGCUGGUAAAGUGGAGUGGUUUGCUGGGGGCUGGACACAGUGCUCUGCUGAGUGUGGCACUGGAACUCAACAGAGAGAAGUAAUUUGUGUUAGGAAAACUGAAGGUAAUUUUGAUGUCUUGAACCCCUAUGAAUGUUCAUACUUGGAAAAACCUCCCAGCCAGCAAUCCUGCUACCUCAAACCAUGUGGAUCUAAGUGGUUUCAUACAGAAUGGAGCACAUGUUCCAAAUCCUGCGAAGGAGGAUUUCGGGUCCGAGAGGUUCGAUGUCUAUCGGAUGACAUGGCAGCCAGUUCUCAGUGUGAUCCACAGCUAAAACCAGAAGAGAAAGAAUCCUGUAACACACAAGAUUGUAUCCCUGAAAUAGAUGAGAACUGCAAAGACAAAUACUACAACUGCAACGUUGUGGUUCAGGCCCGGCUCUGUGUCUACACCUACUACAAAACAGCCUGUUGUGCAUCCUGUACACGCGUGGCAAACAGACAAUCAGGGUUUCUAGGACGUAGAUAACAAAUACUCUUCUGCUCAAAGCAGCAAUGUCAGUCUUCAGACAGAGCUUGAACAGUGUUACUGGUUUGACUACAGCAGUUUUAGCUUCUUAGAGAUGGGUUUUUAUAUUGCUGAGUGCAUCAAGACUGUGGUUAAAUCUCACACCCUUUCAGUUACAGUUAUUGUGCAGUUAUCUCUUUUAAAAUGUUUGUUGUAAAACCAUGAUCUUUUUUAAAGCAUUAGUUUUUAAUUAUAUUAUUAUUUGCACCUGCUCAUCAG
Messenger RNA from Acanthisitta chloris (rifleman), 2202 nucleotides. It is a transcript of the gene THSD4, whose product is annotated as thrombospondin, type I, domain containing 4. The transcript has 12 exons. The record is from RefSeq and is a predicted model, not a curated record. Gene Ontology annotation, cellular component: extracellular matrix. Gene Ontology annotation, molecular function: metalloendopeptidase activity. Gene Ontology annotation, biological process: extracellular matrix organization. The coding region runs from base 1 to 1944 and encodes 647 amino acids. NCBI's taxonomy places the organism in Eukaryota, Metazoa, Chordata, Aves, Passeriformes, Acanthisittidae.